UUCUUUCUUUCUUUCUUUCUUUCUUUCUUUCUUUCUUUCUUUCUUUCUCUGCGGAAUUCCUUGCUUCUUACAUAAUCCUCCCAAUAUCAAAAUCAACAUUCAGACACACAUCUUUCUGCACACAGCAAAACCUCUGUCAACUGAGCCUCGAUUAUCCGAUUCCCGCAUUAAACGACUGAAUUUCAACCACAUCGGUUGCGAUCGGUUUCCACCGCCGAGUGUGUUUAAAGCGAUGUCCACGCGGUACAGUUCAUUGAUCUAACCUCACACCCAUAUUUUGCUGAGUAUUAUGAUCACUUCUGGACAUUUAGAGAAUUGGUUAUUAUCGGGAAAAGACAAGAAACAACCCGCUGGUCCCCGUGGAUGCUGAACCCUUACUCCUUCUUGUUCAUUACAACAUAGCAAGCAAAUCAACCUCCAGUUCAUGCGAUGGACAGAAUGACUGAUAUAUUCACUAUUUUAAUACAGGGACUCCCAUGAACAUCGCUCACGAGUGACUUUUGCCGUCGGAUUGUGCGUGCGAAACGCCCGCAUCAUCCGCCGACGAGGAAAAUCUGUAUUGAGUCUUUACUUAUUUGUUCAUAUCCAUGACCACGUUCCCCUUUCCCUCGCUCAUUCGACCCGUGGUUCCCCCCAUUUAGUCCGGUUACACGAGGUUUCACGGGAUUAACACACGCAGUUACCAAAACGUCGUUUCGCCAAGCUUAAUGCCAGAAUACAAAAUUCUACACUUGUCAUCUCACUGCCUUCUUCACUUGCGUACACCGUGCCAUUGUUUCAACCUAUAACCUUAUCACGCGGACGAGCGGGUAUUGCCUGGGAACCUUCAGAGCCGAAAACUUUCUAUUUUGCCACGGUUAAACGGAGCGUCUCUCAUCGUUGCCUCUCCACGUGUCUGCACUCAGUCUCGCUCAUUCGGGCUCCAAAGGGCUAAGGUAAAAACUUCAGGCGAAAUACUGUGGUGUGGUAACACUUCAGACUUCAGUUCUUUCUGCAGUGGUUCAAUGUGUCGGAGUUCGAAGAAGAUCGAUUCUGAGUCGGCUUUUACUCUCGCUGUCGCAGGUUACAGUUAUGCGCCGAACUUGAGACUCCCGCUCGUCGCUUCGUUCUGUUUAACUUCGUGGAAGUGUCUCAGCAGAGCAAAGAACUGCUAGAACUGCCUGUAGAGGAGCUGCAAGCGAUAAUCGAGUCUGAUGAACUGAACGUGAAGGACGAGAAAGUUGUGUGGGAGUGCAUUCUCCGGUGGAUCAACCACGACCAGGACAACAGGAAAGGCCAAAUCGCGGGCCUUUUGAAGGGCGUCAGACUGGGACUUCUUGACGCAAAGUUUUUCAAGGAGAAGGUAUCAAAUAAUCCGUACGUGACGGAAACUGAGGAGUGCAAACCCGUGAUCUCGGAGACGCUCGCGUUUCUGCACGACGUGGAAAGGUUGACGAAGGAAGACAAGAACUUCGUGACACCAAGAAUUGCCCGCCCGCGAAUCCCACAGGACAUUAUUUUUGCUAUUGGUGGGCUUUAUAAAAAAUGGGUGACAGAUGUGAUCGAAGCGUACGACGCACGAGCAGACCGAUGGAGUAUGGUGGAGGGUGUCAAGUGUAUCGGUCCGCGGGUCUGCCAUGGCACGACAGUAGUCGGUUUCGACAUUUACGUCAUCGGUGGUACCGACGACGGAUUUGGUGGUUUAAGCUCAUGUUUCUGCUUUAACUCUGUUACGAAGACAUGCCGCAAUUUGGCGCCUAUGUAUGAUUGCAGAUCCGCUUUAAUGGUGGCAGUUCUGCGAGGUGCAGUGUACGCCAUCGGCGGUUGCGAUGGACGUAGGUAUCACAGCACGGUUGAAAGAUACGACUGCAAGACGAACCAGUGGUCUUUGGUAGCUCCCAUGAACAGAAGACGACGCGGUGCAAGUGCGGCUGUGCUGAAUGACAAAAUAUACGUCGCUGGUGGAAGUAAUUUUAACGGUGUUCUACACUCGGUGGAAGUUUAUGACCCGGACACCAACCGAUGGACGUUCGUUACAAGAAUGCUUUCUCAACGUGAGGAUUUUUCUUGCGUCACGUUCCACGGCUGUCUAUACGCCAUAGGAGGACACAACGGGCCAUCAUACGUGGCCAGCACCGAAAAGUAUGACCCUGCAGAAGACACGUGGACUGAGAUCCCUGACCUGGGCGUCUAUUCUGUUUACUUGAGCGCAGAAGUUUUUUGUCUUCGGUGGACAUUUUGUAGAGGACAACUUCUUCCCCCAUAGCGCACGUUUCAAUGACAAGGAAAAUCGAUGGUACAAGGUGACAAAUAUGAAUGUUCGUAGAUUCCGGAUGUCGACUUGUGUCAUCAAGAACCUACCGAAUGCAAGCGAUUACGCCUACAAACACAGAGACAAAUUAAUGGAGGAAAAACUUUAAAAAAUGUUGGAUUGUGAAAAUCAGUAGUUUGCAGUUGUUUACAACCACGAUGAACACACAAAUUUUAAUUACUUUCCUUACGAAUAUAAUGAAGGCGACAAUUGUCCUUAGCUGAGAGGAUUACAACGGGAAGAUCCGAGCCCUUCUGGAAGCCCCGAGGUAUAGGUUAUUGCCCAAGGACCUUAAGGAAGCCGUGGAAGGGAAGACCACCCUCCUCCUCAAGAAGUCAACACUUCCCGAGGUUAUCCUACAGCUGCGGCCCCAGGGUUCGAGGCCUCCUAAUCUGUAGGGGCUACCAAAGAUCCACAAGGAAGGAGCUCCGCUCAGGACCAUCAUGAGCACCAUCAGCGCCCCAGCCCACCGUCUUGCCCAGUAUCUCGUGGGACUACCUGGUGGAUAGGUGGGGCACUCUCCACGUCAUGUGAAGAACUCCACCAAAUUCAUGAAUACCAUGAAGUCCCUCCGCGUGGGCCCUUGUGACAUCAUGUUCAGCUUCGAUGUCGAGACUCUCUUCAUCAUGGUGCCCAUUGGUUAGGCCCUACGUCUCCUGGAACGGCACUUGGAUGGAGAAGUCUUGAGGGUCUUCCAGCUUGAACUAACAUUAUCCUUCUUUAAGUCUCUCGUAAAAGCGAUAGUGAAACUUGGGUUAUCGUAGAGGCUGGAAAUUGACGAUUUGAGACUGUAUUAACAUUGAAGGACUGUAUUUCUCGGAAUUGGAUUUGGUUCGUCAAGUUCUGUUAAUCACAAUCUUCGGUGUGGUACAGAUACAACGAAUCUAAGACUAAAACGUCUGAGAUAUGCUGAUUAUGUUAUGUAAUAACGGCAUUUAUGGUCGUGACGUUGUCCGCAGGUUGCCCAUACAGAAUUUUAAUAAAUAUUUCCAUUCCUGUUUGAUUGUGGUAAAAUAGAGCGUCGGCAUUCACGCCCUGUCGUGGAAUUUUUCGGAAAUGUGGAGCGUCUCCUGCUGGCCUAAAGAAAACAUCCCUUAGCAAGUAAGAGGAAAGGGAUAUUUAUUUCUUGCUGUCUGUAAUGCAGUAUAGAGGGCAGCUCUAUUUCCUAUUCAAGGUCACUGACAUCUUUCGUGAAUCCCUGCCCGAAGUUUGGUUUUCGUGUGGCUGCGUUAAGGGCCCACGCGUCUUGCAGUCUGCCUGGUCCCAGACGCUGUGAUGGUUGAAGAGGGGAAGUCCUUUCAGGAUGGAAAGAGGGGGAAAGCGAAUGACCUUGACAGGACACAGGAAUCACUUGCACUUGCACAAACUAGUUUCUCCAUGCCCAAUAAAAUGAGUUGUGAAUUAGGACACUGAGAGGAAAUGUGAAAUGUUAAUGGGUUCUUG
Zootermopsis nevadensis is the source of this 3733-nucleotide messenger RNA. NCBI's taxonomy places the organism in Eukaryota, Metazoa, Arthropoda, Insecta, Blattodea, Termopsidae. The record is from RefSeq and is a predicted model, not a curated record.